AUGUUGGACCCAUUGUUCUUCUUUCUAUUGCAUUUACAAAAAACUAAGGUUCGACUAGCUAGGCACGUUGACACUUUGUGGCGUCAGUGGAUCGUGUUGCGUUCAUUUAUGCCACCAAAUCAGAUGUCGAUUUUCACCGAUCUCUCGCCGGAGUUUUUGUCUCAGCUUCAACUGGCUUCGGUCAACGACCCCUUAGGUUUCCUUUCUCCUGUGAGUCUGCCAACAACCGGCGAAGUCACUGCAGCUAUGAAGAAUUUAGCUUCUGCUGGAUGUGAUCCACUGAAAUCAGGAACAGUGGUUCCAGGCGAACGUGGUUCCGCAGUUCUCGCUAGUCUUACCGUAUAUACUCGACCUGAUCUGUUAAUUCAGUUGUUUCGCCUCAUCGAUGCACUGAAAGAGUCCAAGGUUAGUUUGAUGUGA
This is a messenger RNA of Echinostoma caproni, 420 nucleotides long. The record is from the annotation of a GenBank genome assembly. NCBI's taxonomy places the organism in Eukaryota, Metazoa, Platyhelminthes, Trematoda, Plagiorchiida, Echinostomatidae.